UAUAUGGAUAGCUGUUAGCAGGCUGGUUUCACCACCGGUGCACAAUUACGCAGCACGUGCGGUGCUGGCCUGUCAGUCAUUAUAUUUUGGGAGUAUUACUACGUUCAUGAGGUGUGUACGACGUUGUACCGCCUGUAGUGCCUCCGGCUACCUCGCUGCAGCAGGAGAGCAGAUGUGACAGCUAACGGUAGCUAGCUCGGCAUUAGCUCGGUACUAGCCGUGCAGCUGAGCAUCAGCACCGGCUCCGAGGAGAGGGAACAUCAGCAUCAGUCUGUACGCCCCGACCAGCCCAGUUUAAACCUUUGUUAGACGUUUCAUGCAGUAAGGCAGCCUGUGUGAAGCUAGUCUUCACAUAUAACAACCAUAAGGAGAGAUGUAUCAACUCCCAGUGAAUAACCUUACAAGAAUCAGGAGAGCCAGGAAACAAGUGAAGAAAGCACUUGAAGACAUUGGACUGGAGUACUGUAAAGAGGCAGCAGAGGUAUUCAAAGAGUUUGGCCCUAAUGAUCAAUUUGUAAAGGGGACAUUAUGCCUUGAUAUCUGUGCAUGGGAUCCAUCGUACUCUAAAACACAGGAAUACCGAUCAAAGCCAUUUUGCUGCACAGAAUGCCAUUUUUCUUCCAAAUACUACUCAGGCUACAAGAAUCACUUCCGCACUGUACACAGAAAAAUCUUUGAGAACAAAAUUCUGCUCAACUGUCCGUACUGCACGUUCACUGCAAGCAAGAGAACUUUGGAGACGCAUGUAAAAAUAUUCCACUUACCAAGUUCAACUCGGCAGAAUUAUGGGAGCUCACAGGGCCUUGCGCUGCAAAAGAAGGACAAAAUGUUUCUUGAUAGAGCCAGACAGGGGGAUGGCGUGGAGAGAGCGAUGUACUAUUGCAAAAAAUGCACGUUCCGGGACACACUCUACAAUGUUGUAAGAAGGCACAUCUACAGGGAACAUUUUCAGCAUAUUGUCUCACCAUAUCUUGGUAUGGUUUCCGAAUCAUCUGUCAAAAAUGGUGCUAAUUCUGUCAAUGGCAACAACAUCCUCUGUAAACGCUGCCAGUUUUCCACUCGUAGCUAUGAGGCAUUAGUGCAGCAUGUAAUUGAGUACCACGAGCGCAUUGGUGCUCAAGUCACCACCAUGAUUGGACAUGCUAAUAUUAUUGUUUCCAGGCCUCAAACCUUACCAGCCGCUUCUCCAAAGGCCCCUAUGAUGAUUAACAGGAGCCACACACUUACAGCUGAGUCUAUAGCACAACCAGUAAUUGGCUAUUUAAAGCCAGCACCCCCUAUUGUUAAAAGUCAGUCCUCCAUCGCAGCCAGUCAGGUGCGUGUCAAAGUUGCUGGCAGCAACAGCACUGUGGUUGAAAAUAAUGCUGCUGGGGUAAACACAGCCCAGACACAGAAGUGGAAGAUAUGUACAGUUUGCAAUGAGCUUUUUCCUGAAAAUCUCUAUAGUGCUCAUUUUGAGAGCGCGCACAAGGCAAAGAAAGUUUGGGCACUGGCCAAGUAUAUCAUGAAAAUCCACAACUUCACCAGCAAGUGUUUGCUUUGCAACCGGUAUCUGCCCAGUGACACACUGCUUAACCACAUGUUAAUCCAUGGGCUCACCUGUCCACAGUGCCACACUAAUUUUCACAGUGUUGAGAAAAUCAUUGAGCAUGUGAACCAGACUCACCCUGAUGACUUUGUUGGACCUCCUGGUGCAUCACCUCUAACCUUUGAUCUCACCAUCAAACAAGAGAAGUCCAGUAACAUACAGCUUGUUGUUCUCACCUUCAACAUGAAGGAAUCUAUCAAUGGAAAAGAUCAACCCGCAUCAGCUCAGAAUAGUGUCGUACCUCUGGUCAAGUUAACGGCUCCCAAAAUGAUAGAGAAGAAGAUCGAACCACUCGCAAGAAGUUUCUCUUCACUGCCUUCCAAUAGUGAAGUUGGGAAAACUCUGUGUCCACUGUGUUUCACCAUCCUCAAAGGUCCCAUCUCCGACGCUUUGGCCCUACAUCUGAGGGAGCGACACCAAGUGCUCCAAACAAUGCAUCCCGUUGAAAAAAAGUUGACAUACAAGUGCAUUCAUUGCCUGGGAGUGUACACAAGUAACAUGGUAGCUUCCACAAUUACACUGCAUCUUGUGCAGUGCAGGGCUGUAGGCAGGAACCAGGUAAGCCAAGGCUUCAAGUCCGCUCUCACUCUCAACUCAUCUGGGGCUGGAUUCCUCAAGCGGCAGCUGCCAACACAGACCAUGUCCAACCCCAAGAAGUUAAAACUGACCAAGGACUCAAAGAUUUCCUCUACCACCAUUGGAAACAAGGCUGACUCUGAAGGCCUCGCUCUGGAUCCAAGAAGCUAUGAGCACAAGACGUAUGAAGCCAGGAAAAAUUUCCUGACGGCCUACUUCAACCGGCGACCAUACCUCUCACCUCAGGAAGAGGAGAAGCUGUCUGCCAAUCUGUGGCUGUGGAAAUCUGACAUCUCGAGCCACUUUGCAACCAAACGAAGGACAUGCGAGAGACAUUGUGAGACUGCAAAGGUGCGCGUGCUGCUCGGCUUUGACAUGCAUGCUCUCAAGAAAGUUAAACACGACUUGAUCUUUACAGAGGGCAAGUCUGGUGUUACUUCAGUGGGGAGACCUGGCGUCCUCAAGUCUGGUACUCCAAACACAGACCAAAACAAGCAAUGUGAGACACUAAACUGUACCUUAAAGCUCAGUACAUGCACUGAGACCAUAUCCAUUGACUCAGACAGUGAACCAGAAAUGGUGGAUAGACCUACUGAGAAUGAAAAUGUUGACAACAACCAGCAUGAGAAUGUAAAAUCUCAAGAGCCAGCAGACCUGACAGAAAAGACAGAACCGGUGAACACAGAUGAUCCCUCAAGAGAAAAGGAGACUUCUUUGCCGGAUGAGAAAACAAAUGCUUUGAUGACUUUCUGUUAAGUGUCCCUGCUUAGCAGUGUGCCUUCGUUGAGUAACAGUUGAGUUUUUUUGGGAGAAUACGGAAGACCCAGAUUAUUUGCAUAUGAAAUAGCCUCAGAGGGAAAGAAACAGUUUCAAGUCACAAACUUUUAGACUAAUGGCAUGGUCACAAAAUAUUUCAAUUCCAGUUGUUGAUCUCAUUAUCAGUGUUUGAAAGGAGACAAAA
Molecule: messenger RNA, 3125 nt
Organism: Scomber japonicus (chub mackerel)
Lineage: Eukaryota; Metazoa; Chordata; Actinopteri; Scombriformes; Scombridae
Gene: adnpa
Product: activity-dependent neuroprotector homeobox a
Exons: 4
Coding region: 374-2920 (848 amino acids)
Biological process (GO): regulation of gene expression
Cellular component (GO): nucleus
Molecular function (GO): DNA binding
Source: RefSeq, a predicted model, not a curated record